AUGAUGGCAUGGCAUCGUUUACACUGGUGUCUUCGAAUGUUAAAAUCAAAAACAGGUCGAAUGGUAAUUAUGCUUAUAUUAACUGUUGGCAUAGCAAUAACUGAAGUAAUAUAUGGAAUUCGUGUUCGAUCCCAAUUGCUUAUUGCCGAUGGACUUUUUUCAUUUGCUGAAGGCAUUGCAUUAGUUGGCUCAUUAAUUGCAUUACGUUAUGCUAAAGCUGAACGUCUACACUCGAAAAAUACUUUUGGAUGGGCACGAUUAGAAAUACUUGCUGGUCUAUUACAAGAAGUUCUACUUGUAUCACUAUCACUUUCUAUUAUAGUCGAUGCUGUUAAUAAAUUAAUUAAUCCAAAUCAUAUCAAAGAUGCAGUAGUCAUGAUUCGUUUAGGUUCAGUUGGCGUAUUCAUCGGUUUAUUGGGACUAGUUUUAUUUCGUGGUUUCGAUCAUGAUCAUAACAUAGGACAUGAAAUCGUUAAACAAAAGAAAAACGAUUUUGUUCGUAGUGUUUAUACAACUUUACGUAGCCUUGAUGCGAGUAAUGAAACUACACAAGAUCCAUUCAUGCGACAAACAAGUGUAUCAAAUUCACAACCUAUUGUUAUUCCUGAAUUAAUUGUUACCGAAUCACCAUCAAAUAUCUAUAAUAACAACAAUAAUAAUAAUAAUAUCGAACAAAAAAUUCAACCAAAACCAAAUUUAAUUCUGUCAUCGUUAAAUGAUACCUAUCAAAAUGCAUUUAUUGCUUCCGACAUAGCUUCUUCAUUUACAGAAGAGCAUAUUACUGAUGCUGGUGAGAAACAAUUGCGUGUACCUGGCCGUGUAUCUGUUGAAUUUAAACGAACGAGAAGUAGAAGCGGUGACUCGAUAAUAUCAUCAACAUCUUUUCUUGAUCAUGAUGAUUUAGUUCUUGAAGAUGAAUUUCAAAAAUCACGUGUCUUUGCAACUUUACAUGCUCUUUGUUUACAUUCAUUGGCAGUUCUUCUUGAAUCCUCAAUCGUAUUAUUAUCUGGCCUAUUAAUUAAAUUUAUUCCACAAGAAGAUAAAAGCGGUAAAAACAUUAAUCUAUGGUUACAAUACAUUGAUCCAUCAUUAACAUUAGUUAUGGUAGUUAUCAUUGGUAUUAAAGCUAUACCUGUCAUUUGGUCUCUGGGCCAUAUUCUUGUUGAAGCUGUACCAUCGGGUAUAGACACUGGACAAUUAAUUCAAACAAUAAUGAAAACAAUACCACAAAUACGCGCUGUACAUAGUGUUCAUGUUUGGAGAGCAACAGCUCGAGAUGUCUUUGCAACACUACAUGUUGUAUGCGAUGAAGAUCUACUAUUAAGUACAUGUACAGAUUUAUUUGGACGUCAAUUACAACGAAUACUUGCAACACAUUGCAUACGUCAUUUUACUGUACAAUUUGAAUAUAGUGAAACCGGUGGAAACAUAAACAAAUGUGCAUAUGGUACUCGGCGAAGAAAUCGUGGUCAUCAAUCGACAUCAGAAGAUAAUGAUAAUGUGACGAAUCAAUCACAGAUUGAUUGA
Molecule: messenger RNA, 1527 nt
Organism: Rotaria socialis
Lineage: Eukaryota; Metazoa; Rotifera; Eurotatoria; Philodinida; Philodinidae
Source: the annotation of a GenBank genome assembly